Molecule: messenger RNA, 3465 nt
Organism: Bipolaris maydis ATCC 48331
Lineage: Eukaryota; Fungi; Ascomycota; Dothideomycetes; Pleosporales; Pleosporaceae
Source: RefSeq, a predicted model, not a curated record
AUGCCGCCCACACUUGCGCAAAAGCGCUUGCAAUCUACCUCGCCCGUCCCAGAAUCGCCACCAAAACGUGCACGUACUACCCGCAAACCUCCAGCGCCCGCUCGCACAGGCAAAGUAUCCAUCUUCCAGACUUUGGAUACGCCACCAACGACCAAGCGCACACUUUCGCAAACAAAGGCUCUAUUGGAAGAACAAGAAGAAGACGGCGACAGUGAAUCAUCGGAGCUAGAGAGCACCGAAGAUGAAUUUGAAGAUGUACCGUUGAAUGGGGCAACCAAGGACAAAGGGAAGGCUAAGGCACAGCCAGAUCAAGACAGCGACGAAAGCGAAGAUGGUGACUGGGAAGAUGCGCUUGGUACGCAUCAUUACACAAAGCCAGAUCAUGGCCCUGCGCCCGUCAUCACUGGAGACAUUGCGUUGACGCUGUCCGCAGCGCCCAAAACCGCAUUCGAAACCAAGACAGAUGGGAAAAAGGGCCCCUCAAAGGUCCAGAGACAGAUACGGACCGUCACUCAUUGUAUUCAUGUACAAUUUUUGAUGUUCCAUAAUCUGAUAAGAAACGCAUGGAUCCAAGACAAGGUGGUUCAAAAGACUCUGGUUGAAGCCAUGUCCCCUGGGUGUUGGCGUGAACUAGAGAAGUAUUGGAAUGAUGCAGGGAUUCGAGAUGGAUCCAGCAGGGUAGUGGUACAGAAACCACCCAGUCCAAAAAAGGAAGAGUCGGAAGCUCCCAAAGGAAAAUGGAAAGAGAGUGGCAAGGCGGGUGUCAAGGUGUACGAAAGCCCGCAAAAGCGAAUGGAUUUUCGCAAUAAAGCCAAGGGCAAGGGAGAGAAACCUUCUGGACGUGACAAGAGGACCCGCGACUGGGGCGCAGCAGCCGAACCGCUCGAGCCUAACUCUCCAAACCUGUCCGCUGGUGACCCUUUGGUUAGACUUCUCAAAUAUCUCUCAGCUUACUGGAAGUCCAAGUUCCAAAUCACUGCCCCAAGCUUGCGAAAGCGUGGGUACCUAUCGCCGUCAGUUUUGGAGGCCGAGAUCAAAGCUUGGAAAGACGAUCCUAAUCACCCUGAUACUUUUGGCGAACGCGUGGAAGACAUUGCUGCUUUCCGGGAAUGCGCAAAAAAGUGCCAAGGCAGUAGAGAUAUUGGAGAACAGCUCUUCACCGCCCUAAUCCGAGGAUUAGGUAUCGAGGCCCGAAUGGUGGUCAGCUUGCAGCCUGUUGGGUUUGGGUGGAGUCAGAGUGAAGAAGGUAAACCAAAGAACCUCGAGAAGCUGAACAACUCGAAGUCCGCCAAUAAUCAAAGUACGGAAAAAGAAAUCCCAACCAGCAACAAGACUAAGAAACCCGGUACUGCAAAGAAGACGGAUGGAUCAAUCGAUGUCAGGAUGGAUGACAGUAGCGAUUUGAGUAGUGUCAUAUCUAUCUCUUCAGACUCCGAGGACAACAGACCAUCAAGAAAAUUACCGAAAGCACGCAACUACGGUGAAGAGUUGCCAUAUCCUACCUAUUGGACAGAGGCCAUUUCACAUUUGACCCACACGCCUAUAUCAGUAUCUCCGCUUCCUCGUACAAUCAUUGCAAGUACUGCUUCUCCAGAUAAGCUUGUGGAUUUCUACGCUCGUGGCGGAGCAGCUGACAAAGCGAAACAAGUCUUGGCCUAUUUGAUCGCUUUCUCUUCUGACGGCAGUGCAAAGGAUGUCACUACACGCUACCUGCCCAAGCAUCAAUGGCCUGGUAGAACGAAAGGUUUCCGCAUGCCUGUGGAGAAGGUACCGAUUCACAACAAACAUGGGAAAGUCAAGCGAUGGGAAGAGUGGGAUUGGUGUAAAUCGUUGAUGCGACCUUACGCACGACCUCACGAUAAACGCCAACCUUUGGAUGAAGUGGAAGACGAGGGUGACCUCGUACCUGCACAAGCAGAAAGAAAGAAAGGCAUGGACGAAGAAGGCGGAAAGGAGACGCUACAGGGGUACAAGAACUCCGCCGAAUAUGUACUGGAACGUCAUCUACGACGGGAGGAAGCUCUCAGACGCGGUGCGAAGAUUGUCAGGUUCUUUGUCACGGGCAAGGGAGACAAUGAAAAGUCGGAACCGGUCUAUCGCCGCAAAGACGUUGUAUUGUGCAAGACACAAGAAUCGUGGCACAAAGAGGGGCGAGAAGUGCUGGAAGGUCAGCAACCGCUUAAGCUCGUGCCUAUGCGUGCCGUCACCGUUACUCGAAAGCGUGAGAUUGAGGAGCGUGAACGCAUAGAAGGUGGUAAGGUAAAACAGGGUCUGUACUCCAAGGAACAGACCGAUUGGAUUAUUCCUGAUCCCAUUGUCGAUGGCAAGAUUCCACGUAACGCAUUUGGGAACAUCGAUGUAUACGUUCCAACAAUGAUUCCCAAAGGGGCUGUUCACGUGCCUCUAAAGGGUACCGCGCGAAUAUGCCGCAAGCUCAACAUCGACUACGCAGAAGCAUGUACAGGAUUUGAGUUUGGUAAACAGCGCGCUGUACCGGUGAUCACAGGCGUGGUGGUUGCAGCAGAGCACGAAGACAUGCUUAUAGAUGCUUGGGAAGCUGAAGAGGCGGAGAAGCAAAGAAAAGAAAGGGAGAAAAGGGAGAAAUUUGUGCUAGGGCUUUGGAGGAGAUUUGCGUCUGGACUGAGGAUUGUAGACAGAAUGAGGGAGGAGUAUGGUGAGGAUGUAGAAUUACCGGUCAAAGAACAGGUGUUACCACCGAAGGAUGAAGAGGAAAACCCCAAGACCAGGAAGUCACAGUGGGAAGUGUUUGAGGCCCAGACUGACUUUGAGGGGGGCUUUGUGCGAGAAGAUGUGGAACUGUCUGGUGGUGGCGGUUUUAUGCCAGACAAGGCACAUCAGACAGCCGAGCGUGGCCUGGACAUGGCAGGCGGUUUUCUGCCCGCGAGCCAGGAAGAGGAUUUAGAGCUGACAAUAGAUGACGGCGAAAAGAAAGACUUGCGGGCGCCUGUCGUGGAGGCUGCAUAUCGCACGCCCAUCUCACUUACUCAAGCGUUACAACGACCCUCGAGCGAGCCAAGCGAAAACCAGGAUCACAACGAAGCAAUGACUAUUGACCAAGACACAGGAGACGAAGACGAAGGCAAGCGGAAUGACGAGGAUGAAGAAUACGGGCAUUCAAAACUUGAAUGGGAUCAUCAAAAGUCUAGGGCUGCCACAUCAGGUGGUCGUGGUCGUCCUAGAGGACGUGGCACCAAGGCCCCGGCUCGCUUAACUCCCUCAAAUCCACCAUCACCUCCACCCUCUAGGCGGUCAGCGCCAAGGCGCAAAGCCGCCAGGAAAAGCCAUGCACAUGUCAGGAGCCACUUUUUUGCAGAGGCAAGCGAAGGCGAGACAGAUUGGACAGACAUGACGGAUCGAACAUCGCCAAAGAAGAAGUCGACGAGAGGGCGGGCAGCGGGAAGGGGGAGAGGCAGAGGCAGAGGCAAAACGGGGAAAGCCAAGUAA